Molecule: messenger RNA, 2634 nt
Organism: Acytostelium subglobosum LB1
Lineage: Eukaryota; Evosea; Eumycetozoa; Acytosteliales; Acytosteliaceae
Exons: 2
Coding region: 1-2634 (877 amino acids)
Source: RefSeq, a predicted model, not a curated record
AUGGAUGUACUUUUUAGAAGUGUAGUGUUUAGCAAGUCUAUACUACCAAGUGUAUUCGUGUGGACUGGUGAGCUGAACAGGAAAGAGUGUGGAGGAUCAGUUAGACCAGGUGAUGUUGGUAGCCUUUAUCAAUGUAUCAAGUAUCACAACACAGGUAGAUUCAUCAAGUUGUUCAAACUGAUGUACAUCAACAAUGAAGAUGGCAAACAGAUGUUGCUCAACUCAAUCACAUCACUCCUAGCCAGUCUAUCCAAAGAUGAUAUCCAAUUAUCAUCAAGAGAUAAGAUCAUCGAGGAUCACUUUAGAACUGAUAAAGUUCUUACAAAUAUCCAAGAACUAAUUGGAAUGAUGAUGCUAAAGGACAAUAGAUAUCUGAUCAAGUUUAUGUUGGAACAAUUGGAGACGAUACUGAGAGCGAAUGGGGUGACAAUGUCCUCCUUUGGACAACUGAUGUACUCACUGUUGACGACUGUAUCCAAGAUCGACAAUACAACUGAACAGCACAAUAAGCUAUCUCCAAAGAUGAUCGACCUGUUGUGCGGUGUAUUGCCAUAUACAGCAAUGACACCAGGCCUCCUCUACGACAUGGUGUUGUCAGUACUCCAACAACAACCAAUGGCAUUAGACUAUACAUUGUUCAACAAGGUUAUAGGCACAUAUAAUAAGACAACGACAUUUGCCAGCACGAAUGGAUCUCAACCACAACAUGUGACACUACUACAGAUCAUAUUGUGCACGAACAAGGUGAUCAACCUACACGAGCACAUAUUCGAGCAUGCAUCAGAUGAACAGCUCAGAUCAAUAAUGGCCAAAUACUUUGAUAUCGCAAAGCAAACAGUGUUGAUGACCAAGAUGUACAACCUGGCACUCAAACAUGAUCGACUAGACGCCAUUGACAAAGUUCUAUCAGAUGCACAGCCUGAUCCAACGUACUUUGUGAUGUAUGCCAAUGAGAAGUUCAUCAGGGAUAUCAUCUACAGAGCACAGAACAGCUACGUGCAAAACCUCAACCUUGACUCCACUGGCGCGCCGUCUCCCAGACUUCCGAGCCUGGUGAGUCUGAUGGCCAAAGGUAGAAUAUCCCAAUAUCUUGGCGAGGACUUUGCCAUCAAUAAUCUCCGCGUGACGCCUGCCCAGCUACCCAUAUGCUUCACAUACAAUGAGGUGGCCAACACAAUCCGCCUGGCAUCGACCAGUGGCAAGUUGGCCAUUUUCCGGAAAUACCAGACGUUCCUCAAGUGCUACGUCAGCAAAACACAGGUCGUUCACAAGGCCAACUAUCAAGAACUGUUCACAUCAUUGCUGAACAAUGCACUGAGGGAUGGACACAUCGUAUUGGCCACCUUCAUCCUCGAGGAGUUGAUGCAAUGGCUCCCCAUCUCAGACUAUCAAGCAAUGGUGGAGCACCUGCCCAUGGUCGGCAAUCAAUAUCUCGACGUCUGCAAUCUGUUGGCGUGCUACUCCUUUACGGUCAAAUGCAUGUUCCAACAUGUCUACAGUGAGGCAAUCAAAGCCAAUCGCAUGGACAUCAUUUUGUACAUUGAGGAGCAACUCAUGGUGGAGAGGGCCUUUGGCAAUGUAGACCCCGAUCACCAAUCGUCCUUCCGUUAUGUGGACGUGGGCACGAGCACCUUGUCAACGGUGCUCAAACAUCAUCACUAUGGACCCUUCCUCCAAGUGUUCAUUAGCAAUCGUGGAGAGGACCAUGUGUACCUACUCGACCCUGAUGUUCUGUGUGUGGCCCCGGUCGAUGCCAUCCAUGAGCUUAUCAUACUUAUCAUCCCUGGAAUGCUCAUAUUGAAUGCAUCGGGUGCCAUUCAUACGCCGCCCGCCCUCGACAAAGGAGGACGCCUGCUGAUGGACAACAUUAGACUGCUCAUCAACUCUGAUCACGCAGCAUUUGAUCAGAUGCAAUGUCCUCUCUUCUUCAUGGCCGCCUGCCAGAGCGGUGACUACGACCUCGCCAAGCGACUGUACAGCAGGGACUAUGACAUCAAUGCAGGAGUCAAACUGGCCUGCACCAACGGACACCUAGAGACGGUGCAGACUCUGCUUCCGCUCUGUGCCCGCCCCAUCGAGCCGGCAGACUACAAUGCAUGGCUCAUCAGCGCAAUCAAAGGCAAUCACUAUGUAUUGCUUGGAUACCUCCUAGAUGUGGCCGGUCGGAAUGGUAUACCAUUGGACCAGCCAGAGGACUGGCAACUGCUGUUGUCGCCUGGCUGGGGUCAACGUCUCUCUGAAAAUUGUAUCCAGAAAAUAUGGGACCAUAUCUCUGAUCACGUUGUAAAGAACCAGGAGGCACUGUGGACACUGCUAAGGGAUGCGCCAAUGAACAUCCAUCUCUACAAAGCAGUGAUUAAAUCAAUCCAAGACCAUCGACUCGUUACAACAACGGAUGUUCAGGGUCUAUUCAUCCAGGUGCCAUUCUUCAAGUUGGAGACGGCAUUGAUCAACAAGAAUUACUCAAUGUUCAAGGAUGUCAUCGCUCUGUUGUUUGGCCAGAGCAAUCCCAGUCACUACCAACGCGUUAUCCAGCCUCAUAGUUCAGACCAAAGAGCCAAACUCUACAAUAUUUCAUUGAAGGCUGGUUGUUACACAUCGGAAUUAUUCCAAGGUCAUUCAUUGAUCGAUUGA